UUUUUUCUGCAUAAGAAUAGGCUCCAGAAUGAUUAAGAAUCCGUCGGCGGCGUGUGAUCCCGCAAUUGUGCGUGCUCACCGACACCGGCACCCAACUGCACGGGAAUCUCCCAGGAAUUGGACCCGCAUUUGCAUCCAUCGGACCGACUGCGAGAAGACGUAUUCAGCGUGCGCACAAUCGAAUCGUGGUUUCAUGCGAAUCACGUCCUUCAUUGCCCACAUCACCCUCAAUUCCCACGCCCCCGUUACUAAUCUUCUUCUGUUUUUUUAAUGAGAAAUGUGUCGUGUGAAAACGCUUGGAAUCGAAAGCAGAUUUUGAAAUGCCGUGUGAGAGGAGGUGGGUCUGAUGCAUUGUGGAAUCUAAUUAGCACCAUUUUUGAAAGAGUGGGGUUUUUUUUUUUUUUUCAUCUUGGGUUUGCCGAAACCCUAACCUCACGUUUCGAUCGCAUUGGGUCAUGUCCCCGAUCUCCUAAAUCUCUCGGAGCUGGGAAUCUGCCGAGCUUGCUGUAUCUUACUUCCAAGGCCAAAAGAAGGUAUAAGAGGACCAUGUCGAUAGAGCUGCAUCGGGUGCAAGGGAAAUACAACUACGAUCGGCUUGCAGAUGCCGUAGUAUGUGUAGACAAAAAGGUGAACUUCUACGGCAUUGUGGCUGAGUACGAGCAGCCCAAGUCCACCCGAGGAGAUGAUUGCCUAUGCACAAUGACGGUGGUAGAUAUGUCCUACAACACCCCUGGACUUCGUGUCCUCUACUUCGCACCUGCUGAUCAAAUGCCGCGGGUGAACACCGUGGGUGACAUCAUCAGGUUUCAUCGCAUUCAGAUGAGAAGUCACGCGGAUGCUCCUCAGGCGAUAGGAAAUCCAAAAUAUGGUGCAUCCUUUGUGUUAUUAAGUGGGCUUGAAGGAGAUGGCUAUGAACCGUAUCAAAAGUCUCACAGCCGUUAUUCUGUGGAGGCACAUGAUCGUGAUAUUGUAGACCUUCUUCGCACAUGGGCAUCAAGUCACCCUAUUGAUACAUUUGCAGGAACUAAUAAAUAUAUGAAGCAGAUUAAAGAUAUAAAUGUGGAAUCCUACUUUGAUUUGUGUUGUAAGAUAUUGUAUGUAAAUGAACAAAGUGCUGAAAAUAGCGUCAUCAUCUAUGUUUGGGAUGGAACCGAUACAAGCCCUGCAUGUCUAAAUCCCGUGGAACAAGGCGAGAGUGAUGAUCCAGGGCAAGAUUUAUGGAGCGCAAAGGAGCUAGCAUUGCCGGUUGAUGUGAUGCGCAGCUUCCCAGUGUUAGGUACUGUCCUGCCUCUAGUUCCCUUCGAUGUGGCCGAGGAUGACUCAGGGCCACAGAUACCCCUGGCAGGCGACUGGGUGAAAUUGCGGAAUAUUGGGUGUCGUAUUCGUAAAGGAUUGUAUGAAGGCAUCUUCCUUCAUAAGAGCAAGAUUGGCAUCCUUUCUCCAAGCACUCAAGCUGUGCAGAAUUGUGAAAGGGCAUAUAAAGAGCGCCUUACUUCAGAAACGCUUCGCCUCCCCCAGUGGUGCCCAAAACCUCCUCAAUCUAUGUUAGUUACAGGCUACGAUCAUGUGAAGGUUUCUACUUUACGGGAAGUUCUCACCCAUCCACAGGUGACAAACAAGUUUCGCUGCAUGGUGCGAGUCAUGGCCACUUGGCCAACAGAUGUGCUUGAUUUCUGUGUGCCUCUUCCCGAGAGUACUGCAGGAGGCAAAGACCAGCCAGAGCAAGGAGCCUUUGUGUAUGCGGUCCGAUUUACACUGGAGGAUCCAACAGGCCGUCUACACGUCUUUUUGUAUGGCCAGGACGCAGUGGAUUUCUUUGUUGGAUACCCAGCUGUCGAUCUACGGCAGCAAGGAGACACAGUUGGUGCACUGAAGCGUAAAGUAGACCGUCUUCUAGGCGUUUCUGAGAGCGGUCCUUCAAACCCACCCUGGGUAAACUGCUGCCUCAUGUCAUAUUACUUAGAUAAAGAGCGCCCUCAUGACACGCGUCGCUUUCGUAUUUUUGGUACACGAUUUCCGGGAUGAAGCCAAUUUUUUUUUUGGCUUUGGAAGCAACACGAUUUCACGUGUGGUGCUACGUCGAACUGCGACUAUUUCAUACCGUUGAUUUCAGGAAUCAUGGUUAAAUGUAGAAAACUAUGACGACAAGGGCGCCAACUUUGUUCGACCUUCCGAAGCACUUUACCAGUACCCUGAUUGUGGGUGCAGAUUGAAUGAUAUUUUAAGCCUGUUUAUGAAGCUUUUUAGCGUGUAAGUACAAGGAAGCAAUGUUCAUAUAAUUGGCAGUACACCAUUCUGACAUCAGUAACAAUGAAACUUGAAGUGUACAACACCAAUUUGAAAGUGAGAAUUUCGGAGGCACUUCGUGUAAUGUCCAUUGAUACUA
Physcomitrium patens is the source of this 2386-nucleotide messenger RNA. Its product is annotated as protection of telomeres protein 1a. NCBI's taxonomy places the organism in Eukaryota, Viridiplantae, Streptophyta, Bryopsida, Funariales, Funariaceae. Gene Ontology annotation, biological process: telomere capping; regulation of telomere maintenance via telomerase. Gene Ontology annotation, cellular component: chromosome, telomeric region; nuclear telomere cap complex. Gene Ontology annotation, molecular function: G-rich strand telomeric DNA binding; telomerase inhibitor activity. The record is from RefSeq and is a predicted model, not a curated record.